AUGAUGAACUUCCUCACUCUGAAAUUGGAUGCUCUUACUCAAGAGGUCCGUGGGCAAAAGGCAAGUGUCAAUGCUAUCUCUUCUCCGAUGGAAGGAUAUCUGGAUCCUAGUGUUAAUCAACACCCUUAUACACAACAGUUUCCAGACGAAGCAUCUUUUAUCCAAGGAAGACAAUCAUGGCCUGUUCAGAAUAAUUCAUAUUACAAUCCAAAUCAGAGGCCGAACAACAAUCUUUCAUACAACAACAAUCAUGCUACCGAUCCACAGUAUGCAAUUCUUAAGCAAAAUCAACCUCCUGGUUUUCAACCCCAACAACAAUAUCAACAUCAAACAAAGGAAAAGAAAGAACCUGCUGAUUGGGAAGUUGCACUCAGCAAGAUGAUACAAGGAACUACUGGGGCUUUUGCUAAUAUUGAGACUAAAUUCGAAAAGGUUGAGUCAAGGAUUGAUCAGAUAGCUUCGUCACAGAAGAUGUUGGAAAUGCAGAUUGGCCAAAUCGCUAAUAAGGUUGGUGUUCGUGAGCAGGGAUCACUACCUAGUCAACCAGAUGUGAAUGCCCAAGAACACUGCAAGGCUAUCACGUUGAGGAGUGGCAAAGAAUUACCAGAAGUUAGAGUCCCGGAACUGAGUGAUGCAACUCUUCCUCCUAAAAAGAGAAAGUCAUAUCAAAUUACUGUGGAAAUUGUGGAUGAUCCAAAAGAUGAUAUUGCACCAAAAGCUCACGUUAAACAAUAUGUGCCUCCAAUCCCUUAUCCACAAAGGUUGACAAAUCGGAAGUUAGAGAAGCAAUAUGAGAAAUUUUUAAAGAUGUUUCGGGAGAUACACAUUAGCAUUCCUUUUGCUGAUGCUUUGGCUCAAAUGCCCCUUUAUGCGAAAUUCAUGAAACAGGUAUUAUCUAAUCGCAAGAAGUUAGAGGCGGUGGAGACAAUCAGUCUGAAUGAAGAGUGUAGUGCUGUUAUACAACACAAUAUUCCUCCUAAGCUCAAGGAUCCUGGGAGCUUUUCUUUGCCAUGCACUAUUGGAAAAGUCGGAGUAAAAAGAGCAUUGUGUGAUCUUGGAGCUAGUGUGAGUUUGAUGCCACACUCUAUUUAUAAAAGACUUGGUUUGGGAGAGCUAAAGAAAACAAGGAUAUCACUUCAACUUGCGGAUCGAACUAUAAAAUAUCCAUUGGGUGUACUUGAGGAUGUUUUGGUGAAUGUUGAUAAAUUUGUUAUUCCUUGUGAUUUUGUUAUUCUGGAGAUGAAUGAGGAUGUUGAGAUUCCUAUUAUCUUGGGAAGGCCAUUCUUGGCUACUGCUGGAGCAAGUAUUGAUGUGAAAGCCGGCAAGGUUUCACUAAACGUGGGUGAAGAAAAAGUUGAGUUUGAUCUUGAUCAAGUUAUGAAGGCACCGUCACUUGAAACCGAAAGCUUUGCUGUGGAUAUUGUUGAAGAACUUGUGCAUGAUGUCACUGAAAAUAUUCUCGAGAAGGAAACCGAAGGUGAUGGAAACGAUUCUCUGAAACUCCGAGAAAGGGAAUUUAAGGAGAUGGAUUUGACACUUGGACCAUUUGAGAUGGUUUUGAAAGAGCCACCAUAA
This is a messenger RNA of Daucus carota subsp. sativus, 1575 nucleotides long. RefSeq lists its product as uncharacterized. The record is from RefSeq and is a predicted model, not a curated record. Bases 1 to 1575 code for a protein of 524 amino acids. The transcript has a single exon. NCBI's taxonomy places the organism in Eukaryota, Viridiplantae, Streptophyta, Magnoliopsida, Apiales, Apiaceae.